Molecule: messenger RNA, 1785 nt
Organism: Hirsutella rhossiliensis
Lineage: Eukaryota; Fungi; Ascomycota; Sordariomycetes; Hypocreales; Ophiocordycipitaceae
Product: SRF-type transcription factor domain-containing protein
Exons: 6
Coding region: 1-1785 (594 amino acids)
Biological process (GO): positive regulation of transcription by RNA polymerase II
Molecular function (GO): RNA polymerase II cis-regulatory region sequence-specific DNA binding; protein dimerization activity; DNA-binding transcription factor activity, RNA polymerase II-specific
Source: RefSeq, a predicted model, not a curated record
AUGGGGCGCAGAAAGAUAGAGAUCAAGGCCAUCAAAGAUGACCGCAACCGCUCCGUCACUUUCCUCAAGCGGAAAGGUGGUCUGUUCAAAAAGGCGCACGAGCUGUCCGUACUGUGCUCCGUCGACGUCGCCGUCUUCAUCUUUGGCAACAACAAGAAGCUCUACGAGUAUUCGUCCUCGGACAUGCGAGAUCUCAUCCACAGAUAUCAGCUGCAUGGUGCCAUCAACGAACAUAAGGGUCCCGCCGACUUCAAUGGCGGCAACGAUGACGAAGACGACGAAGACGUCGACGCAAGCCCUCCCCGCGCAGCCGAAGGUGUCGAGCCCCAGAUGAUGCCUCCUCAGUUCCACGGCCAGCAGCCCCCCUUUUCCCAGAUCCUUCGCCACCACACUCCCUCCGCCUCUCCUCCCAUUGCCAACGGCGUCCCCUACCACCACCCGGGCCACAACCCACGGGGCGCCACGCCCCAGCCGCCCAUGGGGUCGCGUCCCAGCUCGAGAAACGAUGGGCCGCAUCCCGGCAUCACGUAUAUGCCUACUCCGCCCAUCUACAACCCAUCCGCGAAUGGACCCGGCCUGAUACCCCAGCACGGCUACCCAACACAGCACCCUCCGCCCCCGCCCCCGCCUCCACCCCCGUCGCACGCCGCUCCCGUCGCCGCCCGCCCCCAACCGUCACCGCCCCAGCCCAAUGCCCAGCACCUGCCGCCUCAUCCGCCCCCUCCACCAGUCGAGCCCAAGACGGAGCCCUCGGACCGACCGCAGCCGCCGUUGUUGAACACCGAUACAGCCGUCAAGAAGAUGCCGCAGCGCAAGUCUCACAGCAUAUUCACCCCCAUCGAGGAAAACCGCUCCAUCCUCUCCCAGCACCUGGCUUCCUUUGCCGCCGAGCCGCAGGCCGUCAAGGCCGAGCCGGGUCCGGCCGGCGCCGCACCGCCCCACAACCGUUCUCAGUCGGUCGACGCCCCCGCCCCCGCCUUGCGCGACGGAACUGCGACGUCUCCUGAGCUGAAGCGCUCGAGCACGCAAGGCAGCCUCGACCGGCCCCGGAAGCCUUCCCUCUCGUCCGGUCCAGACACGGCAUUUACGCCGCCCUCCCGGGCCAGCAGUCUCAAGGCUAGCGCCGCUCCGGCUGGCGGUGCGCGCCCGAGGGGGCCUCGGCUCACGGUCCAGAUCCCGGACGGCGUGUCGGAGCCCGGCAGUGCCACCGGGGAGUCAAUCUCGCCUCACAAUCCCGCAGUCACUCCGACGAAUGCACCGCAGCGGCACAACUCGCACUCGUCGGUUGUCCUCCCGCCUCCUUCGCCGUCGGCAUCGGCGCUGCUGUCAGCGGGGGCCAGUGGCCCGCCGAACCCCUUUGCUCGACCGCCGCCCCAACAAAACGUCAACGGCGAGACGCCCGCAUCCGCCCUGCCAUCCCGCUUCCUCGGCAACGAGCUGCUCCCUAGUCCGAGCAGCUUCUAUCCGGACUGGAAUUUUCGCGGCAGCGACAACCACACGUUGCCGAGUCCCCUCAACUUUGCUACGCCCGUCGUUGGUUCCGGGCCGAGCUUCUUGCGAGAGGACAACCACGCCCUGGGCAACACGGCCAGCAGCAACGCCGGCACCGCGGCCACUGGAUCAGGCAUGGCCGCCGGCACGACGGCCCCCAACAACAGCAACGGCGCCUCAUGCGCGGCGUCGGGCGGCCUGAAGCGAAAGUCGCCCGACUAUGGGGCCGGCAGCCUGGGCGAGAAGCACGGGGCAACUGCUGAGCCCAAGAGGAUCAAGGUCGAGUACGCAUAA